CUUGUUAUCUUUCUUCCAAACUCUUUUCUUUUUCAAAGGUGUCCAAGAUACAUACAACCACAGAAUCUAACACAGAAUCUAACCAGUGUCUCAGAAUUCUUCCUCCUGGGCCUGUCAGAUGAUCCAGAACUGCAGCCUUUGCUCUGUAUCCUGUUUCUGUCCAUGUACCUGGUCACUGUGCUGGGAAACCUGCUCAUCAUCCAGGCCGUCACCUCUGACUCCCACCUCCACACCCCCAUGUACUUCUUCCUCUCCAACCUGUCCUUGGUUGACAUUGGUUUCAUCUCCAGCACUGUCCCCAAUAUGAUUGUGAACAUCCAAACUCACAGCAGAGUCAUCUCCUGUGAAGGCUGCCUGACUCAGAUGUCUAUUUUUAGCCUUUUUGGAGGCAUGGAUUGCACGCUCCUGACUGCUAUGGCCUAUGACCGGUUUGUGGCCAUCUGUCAUCCACUGCACUACACGGCCAUCAUGAACCCCUGCCUGUGCUGCUCCUUAGUUUUGGUGUCUUUCUUGGUUAGCCUUUUGGAGUCCCAGGUGCACAAUUUGAUUGUGUUACAACUUACCUGCUUCAAGGAUGUGGAAAUUUCUAACUUCUUCUGUGACCCUUCUCUGCUCCUCGACCUGGCCUGUUCUGACACUGUCACCAAUAACAUAGUCAUGUAUUUUGUUGGUACCAUCUUUGGUUUUCUCCCUUUAUCAGGAAUCUUUUUCUCUUACUAUAAAAUUCUUUCUUCCAUUCUGAGAAUCCCCUCAACAGGUGGGAAAUAUAAAGCCUUCUCCACCUGUGGCUCCCACCUGGCAGUUGUUUGCUUAUUUUAUGGAACAGGCCUUGGGGUGUACCUCAUCUCAGCCAUCUCACAAUCUCCCAGGAAGGAUGUGACAGCAUCAGUGGUGUACACUGUGGUCACCCCCAUGCUGAACCCCUUCAUCUACAGUCUUAGGAACAGAGACAUCAAAAGGGCCAUGUGGAAAUUGUUCAGCAAAAUAAUCUCAUCUUUGUACCUGUGCCACCCAUUUGGAGUGUAUAAGGUUGAAAAAUGCAGCAAAAUUAACAUCUAG
Molecule: messenger RNA, 1059 nt
Organism: Budorcas taxicolor (takin)
Lineage: Eukaryota; Metazoa; Chordata; Mammalia; Artiodactyla; Bovidae
Product: putative gustatory receptor clone PTE01
Exons: 1
Coding region: 163-1059 (298 amino acids)
Biological process (GO): G protein-coupled receptor signaling pathway
Cellular component (GO): membrane
Molecular function (GO): G protein-coupled receptor activity; olfactory receptor activity
Source: RefSeq, a predicted model, not a curated record